Xiphophorus maculatus (southern platyfish) is the source of this 2844-nucleotide messenger RNA. RefSeq names its product sialic acid-binding Ig-like lectin 13. The record is from RefSeq and is a predicted model, not a curated record. The transcript is spliced from 7 exons. Bases 674 to 1603 code for a protein of 309 amino acids. NCBI's taxonomy places the organism in Eukaryota, Metazoa, Chordata, Actinopteri, Cyprinodontiformes, Poeciliidae.
AAUUAAUUAAAUGUCUUAAAAUACAUCUUGUGCCUUUUUUUGUUUGUUUUUGGGGAUAGAGUAAGUCAGAUAAAACUCAACAACACAACAUGCAUUAUCCUCCGAAUUUAACACAAUAGUGAUUUUAGAAGUGGUUUUGCUCCAUGUUUCACCUGCAUUCAUUUUGGCAUUAUUUAUGCCAUGGAUUAGUUGAGUUAUAAUAUAUGUAUUGAUUUAGUAAUACAUAAGAGGGUGAUCAAAUAGGACUGUGGUACAAAAGCAUUGUCAGGGGCAUUCUUCAGUCAGUCUUAUGCGUGAAUAGAAUAUGUUCAUAUCAAAACUCAAAAAUCCAUUACAAGUACACAUGAUUAACACCUUAUUCACUCAGCAUCAUUUGAUAAAAUUCAGAACUUAGUAAUGGCAAGAACCUUUGGCUGUUGUGUCUGCAAAAAUAGAUCAUUUUGAUAAUUUCAUUCUGUUUUCUACUUUUUUGUGACGCCAAAUGUGGUAUAUGGUAACCAGUCAGUUUGUUUUCUUCUAGUCAUGAUUUAAUUUAUUACCUACAGCGGGUAUUGCUGUUUCAAUCAAGGGCUGUUCAGUCAGUGUAAAAAAGGUUUUUACUAAUUUUACUAAUUGUUGUCUUUACAUAGAUUGCAACAUUGAGGACCAUUUUGUACCUCUAACAAGCCAAAGAAUGGAAAAAGAUAGCAAGGGGAUACUUUUCUUUCUGCUUUUGGCUGGUAUUUGCAGCCCAACGACUGAAGAACAGUGGAAGGCAUCUGUUGUAAAAUCAAUUGAAGCCCUAGUUGAUUCCUGUGUUGUGCUGCCCUGUACAUUCACUUAUCCUGGGAGUUUCCUGUCUACCUCCAGACUCAGGGGCAUCUGGCAUCGUAAGGACAAAUGGAACGAGAUCUUCUACCAUGAAGACAGCACAAGCGUCUUGGACAAUUUUAAGGGCCGAACCAAGAUGCUGGGAAACCUGGGUCAGAACAAUUGCACCUUAGAAAUAGUUCAAGUUAAAAAUCAUGACAUCGGUCCUUUCUGCUUCCGCAUUGAAUUUGUGAAAAAAGACACCAACCAACCCACUACAGAAAAGUUCUCCUUUGUUGAGGAAUGUGCUGAAAUCAAAAUGCUCGAAGAAACUCCCAAACCUGAACUUAUCCAGUCAAACACAGCUGUUCAAGGAAAACCUUACGCCGUCACCUGUUCAGUCCGCCAUACCUGCCCCUCACAUGUUCCUGUGUUCACAUGGAGUCGAGGAAGUGAAGACGAUAUUAUACAAAUUCAAAAACCCAUCGUGUCUGGGAUCUGGGAGACACAGUCCAUCAUGGUGUUUAUUCCUGGGGAAAAUGAUGACCACACUGAAAUCACCUGCAGUGCAACAUUUAAUGGAGGUCGAAGAUCAUCCACAUCUAUUAAACUCAAUGUCAAACGUACUGGAAACAUUUAUCACCUCAUCAUUCCAGUCGCGGUGGCCAUUGGCACGGCUGUGAUCUUUGGAGUCUUCUGCAUUGCUGUGAUGAAAAAGUACAAGAAUCGCAUUGCAGAGCUUCAAAGUCGUGAAGGAAGCAUGUUCAACAGACUGUCCAGGAUGUCUCGCAGGUUCCAUUCUAGUGGCCAGUGACUUCGUGGUCAUAAUCCAGUGCAAGAAAUUUGAGCAAAUGUAGUUGAGCAUGUAGUUGUUCACAUUUAAAUUUUUGUUUAUGUCCAUAAGGAUGAUUUUCGUUUUAAGAGUCAUGCCUUGUUUUUUUAUUAUUACUAUUAUGCUUUAAUUCAGCAAAAAUAUAUAUGUUAUGCUUUUUCUGGCAAAAGUAUCAAAGUUGUAUAAAAAUGAACUUAUUCCAUUUUCAUGAUGUUGUGUGUUGAAAUUAUGAGUGUGCAUUCUCACUAGGUUAUUAUUUUUAUUCCGGCAAACCUGGCCAGACCCUUCAGUAUGAUGCAGUUCAAUAUUCUGUUUUACCUGAACACUUUGUGUGCAAGUCACCACUUCUAACAUAAAAUAAACACAACUGAACUGCAGUAGUUCAACUCCAAAAGCUCCAAGUAUAAAAGAGUGUGUCAGAAACAUAAUCAGUGUGAACCUGAGAAGUAAGGCGGCUUUGAGGGUGCGCUCUGCCUCCUCUGCACUCUGACCAUAUUUCUGUCGUUGUAAAUACAUUAUUCCACUUUUUUUGUUGUUGUGGUAGGUACCCAGUGUACAGCUAAGUUCAAUGUUAAAACUAUGUGUAGAUAUCAUUUAGACAUGAGUGGAUUAUCACAAUGCUGAUAAUAAUCUAUCUACCUGUUUGUAAUGAUGUAGACCCAUACAGUUUUCUAGGAUUAGACUAAGUAAAACCACAAUAGAAAGUUAAAAAUGACCAAGGUCUAUAAAUGUCUGUAAAUAGUGCAAAAAUGCCAGAGUAUAAAAUCAACUCAAAGACAGCCCAUUUGGUUAACAUUUGAACUGAUUUAAUAUAUUUUUUUCAGAUUCGUGUUGAGAAAGUGAUAUUGAGGAAGGCUUACCAAAAGUUUUAAAAUAUAGUGCUUCCAUCCAUGACUCUAGAAUAAAUAUGUAAAUGAUCAAAUGAUCAAGUAACAGCAGGAAGGCGCUCAGUUCAAUUCCAGAAGAGGAAAAGGCACAAGGAUUUAAAAAUCUGGACCUGGAUGAAGACCGUCUGCCGAUGGAAAGAACAUUGUUCCUUCAGACCUUUAGGAUAAAUUAUGUUUAUAUUUCUUAUGAUAAUUUAUUUGGAUAAAAAUGAUUACUAGUUAAAUCUCCAGUGCAUACAAAUUUGUUAUAUUGGACUAUACUAAAGCCUUCUUUUAAAUUUGCAUAUCUAAUUACAGUUAAGAAUUUUAGGGUGUGGCUAGGGAGAGUUAGUUGGG